Messenger RNA from Phanerochaete carnosa HHB-10118-sp, 2073 nucleotides. RefSeq lists its product as uncharacterized. Gene Ontology annotation, cellular component: mitochondrial inner membrane. The coding region runs from base 111 to 1922 and encodes 603 amino acids. The transcript is spliced from 7 exons. The record is from RefSeq and is a predicted model, not a curated record. Gene Ontology annotation, biological process: mitochondrial respiratory chain complex III assembly. Lineage: Eukaryota; Fungi; Basidiomycota; Agaricomycetes; Polyporales; Phanerochaetaceae.
CCGACGUUCUACUUCAGGAGACCCAAGCGCACUGUAUCUUCUCUCUAUACCAUCGCCAGUGCUCCUCUAUACUAUUGCCAGCGUUCCUCUCUGCUCUCGGACAAGAGUCCAUGAUGCUGCGUUCGUCCCGCACCCUUACGCAGUCCGCCCCUCUGUCUCGGAAGCGGUUAUUCUCCCAGGCAUCAACAUCCUCAAUCUGUGCUCGCAAGCCCUUGCAGGGGCGCGCAGCCCUAACUUCAGCCUCUGCGAUUGCAGCGGCUGGAGGUUUGUGGUACGUGACGCGCGAAGAAAUCCACAACGACGCUGUCAUAGCUCCUACCGCUGCGGCUGCGGGCAAAAAAACUACCGUCACGGGUGUUUCUCGUCAAGACGGCUCUCUUGCCACGCUCGUUUGGGGGUCAAACAAGAAUCAUCUCCUUUCUGCAGACAGCCAAAUACCAGACUCCGUGCGAACUCCCGCCGCUGUAGACUGGCUCCAGGACAUCGCGCUUCGUGACAUUGCACUACAAGAGAAGCAUGCCGCCUGUAUCGACGCCAAUGGGGACGUAUAUCAGUGGGGAGACGGCUUCUUUGGGUCCUCCGGUUCAGCAAGUUCAUCUUCUGGCAAGCCUGUCUUGACUCUUCGGGGAAAGAAUGUUAUGUGCCUUCAGGCGACCGCAGACCGGGUUUUCGCUUUGUCAGCAUCCGGUAGGAUUUACGCCCUAGCAGCGAACCAGGUCAAGCAAGAACUCUCCGCGGGCCAGCCCAUCCCUUCGAGCAACCCGUGGUGGGGAACAGGAUGGUUCUGGGGAGAAGAAGAAAUCAUUGACUUUGCGGAGAUUAUGCCACAAGAAAAGUUAGGCUGGAACGAAAGAUUUGUUUCAAUCUCUGCUGGUAAAGAUCACAUACUGGCAUUGACUAAUACCGGGCGUACAUUUGCCCAUCCCAUCAACCUUCAGGCUAAUGCUUACGGACAACUGGGUAUGCGGAAGGUGGACGUUCCCGACCACUCACACGAUGGGCACCCCCACCUGCACCACAUUCGUAAACAGCUUGAUCUGACCCCCAAGGCAAUCGCCGACCCGUACGCAAAGUCCACGCCUGCGGUUCGCCGAGCUACAGAACCUACGGAGUCGAAAAGCCUAGAGCUAGCUGUUAACGACUCAAGUAUCCAUUUCUCCGAUCGGUUAUUUGAGGUGCCCGCCCUGGAAGGCGUGAAGGUAGAUCGUAUUGCAGCGGGCGCGCGAAGUAGUUUUGUUCUAUCAGGAGGCCGCGUUCUAGGCUGGGGGGCUAAUGAGUUUGGGCAGAUUGGACUAGGAGGCAACGUCACUCUGGCGGUAAUCACUGUGCCCACUGAGGUUAUCCUGUGGAGGACCACACCCCGCACGACGAAGACAACGUGUCUGGACAUCUAUGCCGGUGGUGAUCUGGCUUUUUUCAAAGUUGAGCGAGUGGAUGGUACGGCCAUGCCGUUUGUCGACGUCCUCGCCUGCGGUAACGGACAGUGGGGUGGGCUCGGUAACAACCUGUUCAGUAAUGGUCAAGGUACACCUGUCCGUGCCAGGAACGUCAGCGGACUAAUGGAGUAUGACGAAGGCUCAAAGAACUUGCAGCCGAUAUACCCGCACCAAAUAUCUGUGUCACCGGAUGGACACGUCCUACUGACCCUCGAGACGCUCUCGCGAGGAGGUCCAGGCGGCGCAGGCCGAGACUUACUCGUGUGGGGUGCAAACCAGGAGUUUCAGCUUGGGAAUGGCAAGCGUGGAAGCCUUGCCGUUCCAACGGCCCUGCAUGCCCUUAAUGGUGAGCGCGUUAUCUUGGGCAAGCGCAGGGCAGAUAUCAGGGACAUGAAGGGCAAGGUCUGGAAGAAGGGCGUGCAGGUUGAGCAAUGCGCAGUCGCUGGUUGGGGCAACAGUGUUGUGUACUGGAGGAUAUGCCGGUGAGAUUGUUUGGUAGUGCUCGCGUUUAUUUCUGCCUCAAACGGGAGGUCGCUGCAUCCCACGACGGAAGAUUCUCACCGCUCCGCCGGUUUCUCAUCAUGUUCUCAAUGCUCAUUAUUCCGUGUAAUCUACUGUGUCAAAAUCACCACUCAGC